AUGGCGGAAGCAAAGAUUUUCGAUGUUCGCCUGUACAAUAUUAUUGUUUUAGGUGUUGCGUUUAUGCUGUUAUUUACCGCCUUCCAAACAGCAUCUAUGGCUGAGCAAAGUGUGUUGACCAGUGAAAAGAAAAAUACAAAUGGAACUUUUUCUGGAGAUGGUUACACAAGUUUGAGCAUUAUCUACGUAGUUUUCUCGGCAGCGAAUUGGAUUGCUCCCCCUAUUGUAGCAGUUCUCGGUCCUAAGUUCACUAUGUUUGUUGGUAGUAUCCUCUAUUUUCUGUUUAUCCUGUCAUUUCUGAAGCCUAUGGUUUGGGCUUUGUAUUUAGGAUCGGUGCUUGUUGGUAUAGGAGCAGCCAUAUUGUGGACAGCUCAAGGGAACUUUCUAACAAUUAACUCGGACUCAGAAACUGUGUCACGGAACAGUGGAAUAUUCUGGGCACUUUUACAGUGCAGCUUGUUGUUUGGGAACAUGUACAGUUAUUUUGUGCUAAAGGGCAGUACAGACAUCACAGACUCUGAGAGAACUAAGCUUUUCAUUGGUCUGUCUGGGGCUGCUCUGCUGGGGGUCCUCUGUUUCCUUAUUUUGAGGAAACCUGUUUCCACGGAUACUGAGAACCUGGUCAAUUUAUCACCAAGUGAUAGAAAAGAACGAGAAAGUCCUCUGAAAACUAUAAAAAGAGCCUUUCACUUACUAAGGACAAAGGAGAUAUUGCUAUUAAGUGUGGCCAUAGCAUAUACAGGUAUUGAACUGACUUUCUUCAGUGGGGUGUAUGGAACCUGUAUAUCUAACACUCAGCAGUUUGGUGAGGAUGCCAAGGGCCUUAUAGGAAUCUCUGGCAUGUUCAUAGGAGUUGGAGAAAUACUUGGAGGCGCAGCAUUUGGAUUAAUGGGGAAGAGAACUAAUAAAUAUGGCAGGGACCCGAUUGUGUUGCUUGGUUUUCUUUCACACAUGGCAGCUUUUUUCCUUGUCUUCAUGAACCUUCCCAAUGGUUCACCUAAGAAUUCUGAUGACUUAUCAACAUUCAUGACACCCAAUCAAUAUGUUGCAAUAUUCUGUUCCUUUCUACUUGGAUUUGGUGAUAGCAGUUUCAAUACUCAGCUCUACUCUAUUCUUGGAUUCAUGUUUCCAGAAGACAGCUCCCCAGCUUUUGCUUUAUUUAAAUUUGUGCAGUCUAUAGCAGCAGCCGGGGCAUUUUACUACAGUGAGGUGCUAUUACUCCACUACCAGUUACUAAUUCUAACUCUGUUAGGCGUGGUGGGGACUCUGGCUUUCUGUGUAGUGGAGUGGGGAGUCAGCAAGGCUUUCAGGAUGGGUUAUCAGACCAUCUAAAAUCAGAUGAGGUUUCCCCUAGAAUGAGAUUACCUGUGAUAUUAUGUGGUCUCUGGACACAGUCACUUUUAACAGUCACAACAGAGGCCCCUGUAAAGCUGUGUCUGUGACAUACAAUUCUGCUGGAUUACACUGGUGCAAUAAACUAGAUUAGGUUAUGGAGGUGUAUUUUUGUUUUCCUAUUUUUUGUAUGAAUGAUAGAAUGUGAAUGCCAAAAUCUUGAGCUUCAGACCAUUUUUGAUGAUUGAAAAAAUUUUUUUUUAUGAAUGAGAAUUUUCUCUGGGACAAAUGAGGUUGUAUUUAUAUUUAGUGGCAUCACUUGAUUACAAACUAUAUACACGUUGGAAUCAUGGACAUUAACUAUUUUAAUUUAAAGCAGAAAUUAAUUUGCAUUUAAGAAUUUUACAUUACUAUGCAGCUUUUAACAUUUUUUAAAUAUUUUGAUAUGCAUAUGCACAAUGUACUUAAA
Molecule: messenger RNA, 1801 nt
Organism: Saccostrea echinata
Lineage: Eukaryota; Metazoa; Mollusca; Bivalvia; Ostreida; Ostreidae
Product: UNC93-like protein MFSD11
Exons: 14
Coding region: 1-1332 (443 amino acids)
Source: RefSeq, a predicted model, not a curated record